UCUAUAAAAAAUGAAUACUGUCGAAGAACUAUAGCAUUUUUUUAUCGCAAUAAUAUUUUUUUUUAUAUUUUACACGGAAUUCCUUAACAAAUUAUGAAUUAAAGUGCAAUUAUUUUUCAAUACCGAUCAUGAUGGAGGCAGCAGGGGAGAGUAUUUGCGCUGCUUGUCUUAGCAUCGGAAGGAAAAUGAUACUAGUAGAUGAUUACUCGAAGAAGCAGUGUUUUAUGAAUAUUAUAAAUGAAAUACCUAUGCGGAUACCAAAUAAGCUACUGAUAUGUUGGGAGUGCAAUGCCAUCAUUACUAGGUUUAUUAAGUUCAAGGACCAAGUGAAACAAUCCUAUGUUAUUUUCCUCGAGUAUAUUAAUAAGACUGUACCUCUAUCAUCAAUAAAAACAAAUUCAAAACUCUGCAACCAUAAGCUGAAAACUGUAUCAUAUCAACUCGGUAUCGAACUGGACAACUUGAAACAGGAGGAGCCGAAGACAUUGCAAAUAAAGGAGGAGGUUGACUUCUCCGACCAUUCCGAUGACAAUCGUCUACUCAUCGACUUCAAGAAGAAUAAAAUUGUUGCUGGAAAGGUAAAAAAGAAAAAGAAGCGCAAAGAACUUCAAAUGUAUAAAGAGAUAGAGUUGUCGGAGCAGGAGAUUGCAGAAGAGAGACGGCAGAUGGCGCUGAGAGACGAUUAUGUGAACGCCAUGUUUAGAUGCGAGAUGUGUUUGGAGACGUUUCCGAACGGAGACGAUAUGAAGGACCAUGUAUACGUUAAACAUGAGUUGAACGCUUCAAACUUCAAAUGCAGCGUGUGCGAAUGCUCCUUCAGUUCCGAAGUAUCGUUCAACUACCACAAGAAGAAGCACAAGCGUCGGUACCAGUGCGCGUUGUGCGGGACCAAGCAUGCCACCAAACGCAGCGCCAGCAAACAUUACGGGAAUGCCCACUGGACUUCCAAUAUAAUACAACUAUCAACUAAAGAUCAAGAGAUGUUUGGAAAAACUGAAUGUAUAGAAGAAUUAGAAGAUGCGAAGCAAUCAGAAGCAUUUCCUUGUGAGUUCUGCGAGAAAACGUUCCGAUGGAAGACGUCUUUGCGGAAACAUCUGGAAACACACAGAAUAGAGGCCGGACAGAAACGGAAGCCGUAUUGUGAACCUUGCAGGCUAUCAUUUACGACGUCGUCGAAUCUCAGGAAGCACGUGAAAACAAGUUCAAAGCAUCAGAUACAGUUGAAGUUAUGGAAGUUGAAGCAAUCAUUACCACAAGACACAACCAAUCCGGAGAAGGAAGCGUGCAUACAGCAAAUAAAGCGGUCGGUGAACACGGCGAGAGAGCAAUACCCGUGCCCGCAGUGUGACAAGAAGUUCCAGUGGCGAGGGAAUCUGCUGCGACAUCUGCAUAGCCACGAGGCGAGAGCGAACGGCGAACUGGUCUGCGAACCGUGCAAAAGAACAUUCUCCUCGAUAGCAACGUACAAACAACACAUGAAGAUAAGCAAAAAACACGUCAGUGAGAAUGAUUUUAAGUAUAUGUGUAGUGACUGCGGCAAGCGUUUCGCGAACAAAACGCGUCUUAAAGACCACAUCGAUUGGGAACAUCUGAAGAACUAUGUACAUACGUGCUCUGUUUGUAAGAAGGUGUUCAAGAGCCACACAUCCUUAUACUUGCACAUGCAGGUAGUGCACAAGAACGGACAGCCAGAACAUCUCUGCGACCACUGCGGGAAGGCGUUUCCGAACCGUGCAAAGCUGCGCAGCCACUGUCGCGCGCUGCACAGCGGCGAGUGUUGGUACCGCUGCGGCGCGUGUCCGGCGCGCUUCGCGUGGCACUCGUGUCUGUCGCGGCACGUGCGGCGCGUGCACCGGGCUGUCUAGCGACCUGCUGCGGCUGAACGUCACUCUGUACCUAGUGACUUUAACAGAGCGUUGUUGCCAGUUGUGAGGGAUUCCCCCUAAAUUUGGGGAUUUUCGUGGGGAUGAAAUGUUUGUGGUAUUUUUUGGAAGAAAUUUGCUGGAUUGAUUGAUAGAUUUUUUGCAUAAACAGGCGUUUUGAACAGUGGAAAGAAAGAGGAUUCAUAUUUUCCAAAAGAAUUGGGGUCACGUAUUUAGGGGGAUUAUAUUGAAGUCAUCUGGCAACAUUGCUUCGUCCUAUGUAACAAAUCCGAACGUAGCGUCUUCCACACGUGUGACACUGGUCCAAAAAUCUAGGUUUUUCGGUCCAGAGAUGUCAACAAAACGGAUAAUGAUGACGGAUGACUUCGUGACUACUUUAAGUAAAACAAUAUAAAAAAAAACUGUUUUAGAUGAACAUUUUUAAAUCAUGGUUGAUUUUAAGUCGAUUCUCGUAGAAGCGUUUUAUUUUUAAUGAACAUCCUCCGUCGCGUUUCCCAGAGAACCAGAAAAACCAUAUAUCGACCUGAAAAUUGAUUGCUUUCCUAGCCUUGUCAUUUUUAAAGCAAGUCAACAAUUUAUGACCACCGAUAUGUGUAUUUGUGAUGAGUAUUUUUAUAAUAAAUGUAUGUUUGAAAUGAU
Messenger RNA from Manduca sexta (tobacco hornworm), 2522 nucleotides. Its product is annotated as zinc finger protein 431-like. Gene Ontology annotation, cellular component: nucleus. The coding region runs from base 129 to 1865 and encodes 578 amino acids. The record is from RefSeq and is a predicted model, not a curated record. NCBI's taxonomy places the organism in Eukaryota, Metazoa, Arthropoda, Insecta, Lepidoptera, Sphingidae. The transcript is spliced from 13 exons. Gene Ontology annotation, molecular function: zinc ion binding.